CGUUGAAUUUAAUCAGAAUUGAUAUUUGAUGAAUUUCACACAGCUCUACGUGAAGAUGUAUGCAACAGAAACCUUAAGUGUGAAAAAGUUCAAUUAAUUUUACAACUUAUCAAAAACGUCGGUUUUUAAGACAAACCUGUAACAAGAUCACAAGAUAUGUUGAUGCAGACUUUAUGUUCAACAGAAGUCCGAAAAGAAUAUAGUUUCAUGUUUCGGUUUGGAAAAUUGAUUGGCAUCCCACACGCAGCAAAGGGCUAUGACAGCUUCCCUGUCCAAGAGGUUCAGGACACUCCAUUGACUUUAUCGCGUGACCUAAACGCAAAAGGUGACGUGAUGCCAGACUGAUUGAAAAAGAAUGCAUAUUUCUCAUUGUGAAAAACCCGAUAAUGCUGCGAUUCGCGCGGUUGCGUGCUGCAGGGGAAAUCCCUGUGUGCCAAAUUUGUACGCGGGGAUGAAUUGGCAUUUGUUUAAGGUGAAAAGUUCGUUACUGUUGAAUCCAAAGGAUGAAUGAUUAAUAUCUAUUGCGCGCUUCUCCUUAAAUUAGGGGGUUUAGAAACCAUAACGGUAAAGCCUCUUGUACGGCAUUGAUGUGCCAUUUGAAAACCGAUUCUUAAAAGGAAGAGGAUAGCGUUUGUAGGAGAGAGCGCGUUGAAGUUGAACUGGAGUAGACGAGCAAGAUCCAGUUGGUUUCGAGGGCUGACUCAUUCUGCCAAAGUGCGAUAAACUGAAUAUUUUCCUAAAAAUGGAAAAGGAGAAGAGUGAUCCGCUUCUGUGUUUUCUGUGCAACAACAAAUUCAAACGCCCUAAGAUUCUAAAUUGUUUGCACAGCUAUUGCGAGAAGUGUCUUCAACGCAUGCAGAAGUCGAGCAAACUUGCAAGGAAGGAUAUUCGGUGUCCAGUUUGCCGAGAGGCGACGCCGGUCGAGAACGGAGUCGAAGGGAUAAAAACAAAUUUCUUCCUGGGCAGGCUAGUAGAGGACGCCGUUGUUUCCGAGAUUCUUUGGAGCAAAAGUGCGAUAGCUUCUUGUGAGUUGUGUGAGCGAGAGGCUGUCUGUCGGUGCUACGAUUGCGCCAGGUUUCUCUGCUCCUGUUGUCGGGCAAUCCACGACCGUCUGCCGGCAUCAAGCGAGCACGGUGUGUGGUCCCUGGAUGAGUGCCGGCGUGCCGGUGCGACACCGGCCAGCGGAACGGGGCGGGACUGCCCUCCAGAGUGCUCGGGUCACGCAGGGGAACGGUGCCGGUUCUAUUGCCUGAGCUGCCAGAAGUUGAUCUGUCGGGACUGCACCGUACUCGAUCACAGCUCCCAAAAGUCCCACAACUACACCAGCCUGGAAAGCGCGGCCUGCGAAGAAAAGCGGACCACCGGAGCCCUAGUGGUGCGGCUGGAAAAGAAAAUUCCGCAACUUGAAGCUGCUCUUGAGGUUCUUACAGAAAUGGGUCCGGUGCUUAAAAGUCAGAACGAGAUGGCCAGGGGUCUGGUGCAGGCGGCGGCCAACAAAAUCAGGGAGAGCGUAACGGAGGCGGAGAAACGCCUCCUUAGAGAAAUUCGCCUGGAAAGCAGGCAACAAGAGAAAGAAUUGAGGGAGAACAAGAAGGAAGUCGUCGCCUUGCUGGAUGAUUGCCGCUUCUCCCACGAUGCUUCCAAGUUUUUUGUCCAGAAGUCCAAGGCUAGCGAGUUUCUCUGGCUCAACUCUAUCCUCACAAAGAAACUGCACGAUUUGGUCGCAAAAGAGGCACCUGUCGGACCUUCUGCUGUGAGGUUCAAGGAGAGAGAUACCGACAUUUCGCUGGGAACGUUAACCAAGGAGGACAUAACGGAGGCUGUCUCCAAAGAAGUAGCUCAGAGGAAACUAAAAGGAAAGGAAAAUUCCAGUUUUAAGAAAGCGCCUCGUAAAGUUUCUGCAGUGCAGUCCAAAGAGCCAGCUGUACCCGCUAACAAGGAAAACCAGCAUCAUGGACCGGGGGAAUGUGGUGAUUCGGAAGAGGAGAUUUCGGGGUCAUCUCAACCCUGCGAGUCAGACGAGCCGAGCACCUCCAUUAAGACGGCAACAUCCACAGGUCACGACGCCCCCGACGGGAAAAUGCAGAGUAAAUCAUCCCCGUCAGGUCUGAAGACGUCAUCUGCUGAUGCAGGAGCCCGAAGGACCAAAGAUGCCAUUCCGCCCUCGGAUAGGGUUCUGAGGUCGUCAUCAAAGGCGAACGCAAGUCAGAAUCAGGCAAUUCCAAGACCCACCCAGCACCAGCAACCUAGAGCCAGCAUUGAUCCCGUGCAAGGGUCACUGACCCAGGAUGUAGUCGACGGCCCUGCUCGUAGGCCGACAAUUAGGUCGAAAACACAGGGCCAGAGUGGAGACAGAUUAAAUCCUAGCUUGAGUGCGGCAGGUUCAGCAAAAGGGUUCACUACCUUACAAAAUAGACAGCCUCCGGCACAACCACCAAGCCAACACAAGCCUCAACACUUAACUCACGCAGCCUCCGCAACACAGGCAAAAUCAGAGCCGUUUCAGGACUUCAAGUUCAGUGGAGACCUCUCUGCAGCUCAGUUGCUUUCCUCAAUGCAGCAAGGCAAAGCAGUAGCUACAUCAGAGGAUGGGUCGUCCACACAUCCUCAUAGAGAUGGAGCACAGGCCCCUGCAGGGAUGUAUGCGCCAGAGGGCAACUCACAGGGAGUCAAUGGCAGUGACAACGAGAAUGACACGGAUAGUGAUGGUUCUGAUCUGUAGCCAUAGAAAAAAAAGAAAAAACAAAGUGUGUUCCCAUGGUGACUUAUGGGCGAGUAAUCUGAUUGCAUGUGGGUACGCGGGGCUAAUGUUAAAAAAACUUGAGGCCUAAAAUUAAUUUUCGAUAAAGUUUAUUAUUUUAUCGGGGGAUCCUUCACAUGUCCCUUUAUUUCUUAGUUGUGUUUCAAUCGAUUAAUGAGUUUAUGGUCUGCAGUGCUGAUGUUGGGAAGUGGUUGCCAUGAUGAAUUUUUAACAUUUCUACAGCUUGAAGUGACAGUUUGGAACUGAAAAGAACACCCAUAUGUAAAUAUGUGAACUUUUGAAUUUGCAUUUGGAUAAUCAAUUGUCGAAAUACUACCGUGAAAAUUUAACUAAGUCAUACAAAACUGGUGCGUGAUGAAAAAAAAAGUCAGUAAAAAGAAUAUUUGGAAUUACAAUUUUAUAUCCAAUAAUUGUUUUCAUUAAAGGAGCUAACUGAUUAUAAAAGAUUAAACUAAACUCCUUUGAAAGUUUUGAGCUUCGAAUUAAAAAAACAUAAUCUGAUUGUCUCAUUUUCAUUGUUCGUUGUUGUUGGUUGCUGUUUUUUCUUUCGAAGUACUGCUUAAAACUUUGAUGUUAUGUUGUUCGAAUACGUUUUUGUACUUGUUAUCUUAGGUGUAGUUUUUGAAUGCAUAAAAUUUUUCUCUUGAAAGUAGACCCAAGCUUUUGUAGAAUAAGCUUUCUGCUUCUAGUAAUGUUACCAAACAAGAUCAAGGGUUUGUGUAAUCUGCUAAUUGGCCAAAAGACA
This is a messenger RNA of Acanthaster planci (crown-of-thorns starfish), 3506 nucleotides long. RefSeq names its product E3 ubiquitin-protein ligase TRIM56-like. The record is from RefSeq and is a predicted model, not a curated record. NCBI's taxonomy places the organism in Eukaryota, Metazoa, Echinodermata, Asteroidea, Valvatida, Acanthasteridae. Gene Ontology annotation, molecular function: zinc ion binding.